Messenger RNA from Punica granatum (pomegranate), 2228 nucleotides. Lineage: Eukaryota; Viridiplantae; Streptophyta; Magnoliopsida; Myrtales; Lythraceae. The record is from RefSeq and is a predicted model, not a curated record.
UUUUGACUAUAUAGGGAGCCCUAAACAUUCUCCUUCACCUAACACUUCCAUUUCCGAACACUCUGCGUCCCCCAACCUUCUUGCUCAAAAAUAAAAAACUGUUCACAGAAGAGAAGAAAGCUUCUUUUUUUUUUUUCCCUUGAUGUAUUGAUUAUUUCUCUGAUAUUUCUACCAAUUAAUUGACUAAACAUCACAGAGGAUCCUCCAUGGCCAUUUCUUCUUCUUCUUCUUGGUCUGCUUCUCUUCUUCUGUGCUGUCUUUGUUUCUUCUCCAGUUUGAUCAGACAUGGAACAGUCGAAGCGUCCCACCAGGUCUUUCUACACCUCCAGAACUCUGAAUCAUUAACUGUUAAUUCUUCAGCGGACCAACCUUUCCGGACUGCUUACCACUUUCAACCUCCCAAGCAUUGGAUCAACGAUCCUAAUGGACCCAUGAUUUAUAAAGGCCUAUACCACCUGUUCUACCAAUACAAUCCCAAGGGGGCCGUGUGGGGCAACAUUGUGUGGGCUCAUUCCACGUCUAAGGACCUCGUAAACUGGACCCCGCACAAGCCAGCGAUCUACCCAUCGCAGCCAGCCGAUAUAAAAGGUUGCUGGUCAGGAUCGGCCACGAUCCUUCCUGAUGGUAAACCUGUGAUCCUCUACACCGGUAUAAACCCUGAGGAACAGCAGGUCCAAAACAUAGCCUUCCCCAAGGACCUAUCCGACCCAUACCUCGUGGAAUGGGUGAAGUCUCCAAAGAACCCUUUAAUGGCCCCGACUGCAUCGAACAAGAUCAAUGCAAGCUCCUUCAGGGACCCGACCACAGGUUGGCUGGGUCCGGACGGGAUGUGGAGGGUAAUUAUCGGAAGCAAGAGGCGAAGAAAGGGAAUGGCAAUUUUGUAUAGGAGCAAGGACUUCAUUCACUGGGAAAAAGCAAAGCGCCCUCUUCACAGUGCCAAGAAGACCGGGAUGUGGGAAUGCCCUGACUUCUUCCCCGUUUCCACUUCUGGCCACGUCGGCCUUGACACAUCGGCAUCUGGACCUCACGUGAAACACGUGCUCAAGGUAAGCUUGGACGACACCAAGAAGGAGUACUACACAAUUGGGACAUAUAACCCCACUAAGGAUGUCUAUGUGCCCACCAAGGGCUCGAUAGAGUUUGACUCCGGCCUCAGGUAUGACUAUGGGAAGUUCUAUGCAUCCAAGACUUUCUUCGACAGUGACAAGAAAAGGAGGGUCCUCUGGGGCUGGAUCAACGAGUCGUCCACCAGGGACAAUGAUAUCAAGAAAGGGUGGGCCGGGGUUCAGGCGAUUCCAAGAACUAUUUGGCUACACAAGUCUGGUAAGCAACUGGUGCAGUGGCCGGUCACGGAAAUAGAGAAGCUACGUACUGGUCAAGUCGACAUGUGCAACAAGCUGCUGAAGAAAGGGACUAAGCUUGAAGUGUCUGGUCUGACAGCUUCACAGGCGGAUGUGGAGGUGUCAUUCGAAGUGGGAAAGCUCGAUAAGGCUGAGAAAUUCGACCCCGGUUGGACGAAUGCACAAGAUCUGUGUACCGAAAAGGUUGCAACAGUCAAAGGAGGGAUCGGACCAUUUGGGCUAAAGACCUUAGCCUCCGAGGGCUUGGAAGAGUACACGGCCAUCUUCUUUAGGAUCUUUAAGGGCAAAGACAAAUUUGUUGUUCUCAUGUGCAGUGACCAAAGCAGGUCGUCCCUCGACAAUAGCAACGAUAAGACUAACUAUGGAGUUUUCCUGGAUGUGGACCCUGCCAAGGAGAAGUUGUCUCUGAGGACCCUGAUAGACCACUCCAUUGUGGAGAGCUUUGGUGGGGAAGGGAAGGGCUGCAUCACUGCUAGGGUUUACCCAAAACUGGCAACCAGAGAUGGGGCCCACCUCUAUGCUUUCAACAAUGGGUGCCAGGAUGUUCACAUCUCGAAUUUGACAGCUUGGAGCAUGAAGAAGGCCCAGCUAAAUUAAUCGAACCACCCACCCCUUUUAUGGAGGGUUGAGGUUGAUUUUAGUUUUUGUACAUAUAGUUUUGCAAUCUAGCUCAUAGUUUGCAAAUCUAUAUAUUUAUACUACUAUAUAAAGGAAAUAUGUAUGUAAGUAAACUCCUAAAGCUUAUUCGACGAGAUACAUCUGUUCGUUUCAUGAGAGCUUUCUACAUAAACUUUUCAAAUAUUUUUCUACCACAUGGUUAAUUGUACUUUUGAAUUCCCUUCAUCAAUGAAUUUCUUUCUAUCUUUA